This is a messenger RNA of Carcharodon carcharias (great white shark), 3034 nucleotides long. It is a transcript of the gene rmnd1, whose product is annotated as required for meiotic nuclear division 1 homolog. Gene Ontology annotation, biological process: positive regulation of mitochondrial translation. Bases 405 to 1661 code for a protein of 418 amino acids. The record is from RefSeq and is a predicted model, not a curated record. The transcript has 13 exons. Lineage: Eukaryota; Metazoa; Chordata; Chondrichthyes; Lamniformes; Lamnidae.
UUAGGACUUUUUAACUACAGACCCGGUGUACUUUGCCGAAAGUGAGUCUGGUACCUCCGCCCCUGGCAUCAUCCUCGGCCUCGCCGCCAUCUUGUCGCGUAGUGUCCAGAAGAGCAGGGGAGGAGGCCGAAAGAGGAAGUGACGCCACCACGCCAAAUGUGAUUGGCCGCGUGGCGCAGGCGCGGGUUCGGGGGUGCCAACGGUAGGUGCGCGUGCGGGGAAGGAGAGUGUGUGAGAGAGGCUUCGGGACGGGGAAGUGAGGACGAGUUCACCCACAGAGUGACUAUUCAUUUGCAUGUCGAUGCUCCUUCCAAUGGCCUUGCCAAAAAUUGAGGAAACGGACAACCAAUAACUUCAAUCCUGGGAAUUAAGACUAUGGUUUUCAGAUUGACUGCCCAUUAACCAUGGCCGUUAGAUUGCUCAGAGUCUUGGAACAAUCUCCAUACCUGAUGGAAAGAACUUUCUGUUUGAGAUCCCUUCUAGCAAGUAUUCAGCAGCCCAGGAUUAGGCCCCACAGCUAUUAUCAGAGAAAUGCUCUUUGCAGCUCAUGGAAACGCCAAGAUGGAAAAUCAUCAGUCUAUCGGCUGGCACCAUGCUAUCUAAAAUGGAAAGGGACAGUUUGUGUGCAAAUUGCGCAACACCAAUCUCUACACUAUAUGCAGUCUGCAAACUUAAGGAAACGGUUUUAUUCCACUGCAACAGGCAGCACUAAAAUGAUUCCCCAACAGAAAGUACUGUCAGCCAAAAGACCUCUUAAAGGGCCUCGGACCAAACAGCCAUCAAGGACCAACCAGCCAGCACUUGCAGAUCUACAGGGUCUGAUGAAGUGUACAGCCUUCGCUACAGCAGAUGAGUAUCAUUUAGAGAAUCUUUGCCAUGAUCUGAUGUCAUGUGGUUAUCAUGAAAUAACAGACCUGCCCAGAGAUGCCUCAAAUGUCUUGGUAAUUGGAACUGAUAUGUUGGCCAAGCCAAAUGAUUAUGGAUUAAUUUUCUUAUUCAGGGAGGGCUCUGUUGUCUUUUGGAAUGUGGAAGAUAAAGCGGUGAAACGCAUUAUGCAAAUCUUGGAGCCACAUGAGAUCCAGCCGUAUGAAGUUGCUUUGGUUCAUUGGGAAAAUGAGGAAAUUAACUAUCGGAUUGCAGAAGGGUAUUCAAAGCUGCAUCGAGGAGAGAUUUUAUUGAACUCUGAUCUGGAACCAGAUGAAUCUGUUUUGGAGAAGUUUGCAUUUUCAAAUGCACUUUCCCUAUCAGUAAAACUUGCCAUCUGGGAGGUGUCAUUAGAUAACUUUGUUGAGUCCAUUCAGUCCAUUCCUGAGAUGCUGAAAGCAGGAAAACAAGUGAAACUUUCACGAUCUGAAGUCAUGCAGAAAAUUGGUGAACUGUUUGCCUUGAGACACCGUAUAAAUUUGAGUUCGGAUCUCCUGAUGACCCCUGAUUUUUACUGGGACAGAGAGAACCUGGAACAACUCUAUGAUAAAACUUGCCAAUUUCUGAACAUUAACCGACGUGUAAAGGUGAUUAAUGAAAAGUUACAGCAUUGUACAGAGCUAACAGACUUGAUGAGAAACCAUCUAAGUGAGAAGCAUGGACUACGCCUUGAGUGGAUGAUUGUGAUCCUCAUUUCUAUUGAAGUUUUAUUCGAACUUGCACGUGUUAUUUUUUAAAUCAGAUUGGAGGUAGUUGGAAGACAAUGGCCAACAAUUGAAUUGUAUCUUCAGGUGGGGCAUAAAGAAUAUCCUCAAAGGUUUAAGUACCACCUGAUCUCCAAAUCAUUGUGGAAUGUCUCAAGUUUUGCACAAUUCAAUUCCUAUCCAAACUAUUUUGUUUAUUCACAGAAGCACACUGCAUCCAUAAUUGGUUUUACCUUUCAAUUACUUAUGUAUUUAACUUUGCAUUUUUGCAGAAUAUAUAUGUAUAAUGGAAAAUGAGCAAAAUUACUUCAAUUAUUAGUUUCUUUUAAUCAUGUGGGAGCCAAGACUGAAUAAAUUUGAAUUUGUAGCAAUUCCUUAUGUAAAAUGUUUGUGAUUAGUAUGCAAUGGAGCAAGGAUACCUUUCAGGCCUGUGGUGCCUUUGGAAGCAGGGUAACUAAUAUUUUCCUUAGAUAAAAGCAAAAUACCGUGGCUGCUAGAAAUCUGAAAUAAAACUCAGACCUGCUGAGUUUUUCCAGCACCUUCAUUCCUUGGGGUAGGGGGUACAUCACAUGGGCUGUUAUUUUAGAGCUUGGGGAUUGUAUACUAGUCACUACCACACCCAUAGCUGACAUGUGUUACUUAUAUCAUUUGACAAGUACUUGAAUGAUGUUCAUACCAUUACUUAGGAAAAUCAUUAGGAAGCAUUAGGAUGCAGCUCACCACUACCUUCUCAAGGGCAACUAGAGAUGGGCAACAGAUGCUGGCCUAACCAGCGAAGCCCACAUCCCCUGACUGAAUAAAACGCAAAAAUUCUGAAUCAACUUGAAUUAUUUAUUAGAACAAAAAAAUAUAUAUUUUUAUAACAUGACUUGAAAUAAUUUAAAACUCAAAAUGAUGUUUUUCACACCCACUUAGUCUCUUCAGCAAAAGAGAUGUAACAAACUAUGAACGUUAUGGGAAAUCUGAUCAGUUGUUUAUAUGUAGUAUUUGCCACAUCAGUUUUGCUAUCAAAACUAAUAUCACACAUUUCAUUGUCAUAAAAGUUGUUUGCUUGAAUAGAUUCUGCAAUAGUUUUCUUCCCGUGUGAAGACUUUACAGACGUCUUGUUAACUUUGAUACCUCAUGACCGAUGAGUAUAGUUUGAGCUCCAUUUCUGCAAGUCACAAGCCAUAAUGUUGCCAAAGGGCAUGGAAUAUCCCUCAAAGGAGACUCAAUACCUUCUUUGCAGGGCUAUUGUUUGUAGUGGAACUAGAAUCCACUGUCUACUCUUAAUUUGAACUACUGGAUUAUUAAUUUUUUGUCAAACAAAGCAAAUGACUUUAAAUUAAAGAAAUGGAUGAUUUAUUACACAGCUAUCCUGAAAUACAAUUCAUUGCAAAUAACAAUGGAAAUAAAUACACAAAGUA